Dibothriocephalus latus is the source of this 327-nucleotide messenger RNA. The record is from the annotation of a GenBank genome assembly. NCBI's taxonomy places the organism in Eukaryota, Metazoa, Platyhelminthes, Cestoda, Diphyllobothriidea, Diphyllobothriidae.
AUGGAGUCGGCGAAGCAGGGAACGUUGACUUUUGGGAGUAGACAUCGAGCGGAGCGAGAACAGUUCGUUCAUCUUCGCUGCAAUCCGACCGUUGUUCGAGAUGAAGAUGCCGUCUCCGAAGCUAAUGGACUGCAUUUCGGUCUGUGGACUCCAUAUGUGGACGACAAUUUCGUCGUAAUUGAGCGAUAUCAGAUGCUGACAUUCAAAGAACGUACAAACGUCAUCUUCCUGGACAUUCGAUUUAAGAAGGGGGAAGAGCAGAACAACCAGCUGGCCUUUCUGGGUGUCCACGUUUGCCGCAAAGACGAUGGUGCUGCAAAAAUGUAA